Messenger RNA from Daphnia pulicaria, 3406 nucleotides. Its product is annotated as glutamate receptor ionotropic, kainate 2-like. The transcript has 20 exons. NCBI's taxonomy places the organism in Eukaryota, Metazoa, Arthropoda, Branchiopoda, Diplostraca, Daphniidae. The record is from RefSeq and is a predicted model, not a curated record. Gene Ontology annotation, cellular component: plasma membrane; postsynaptic membrane. Bases 328 to 3330 code for a protein of 1000 amino acids. Gene Ontology annotation, molecular function: glutamate-gated receptor activity. Gene Ontology annotation, biological process: monoatomic ion transport.
CAACAGGCCUCUGGUUCUCAAUCAGAAGAACACCAUACAGCCGGACGGUAACGCGCUCGGGGUGGAAAUCCUCGACUGGGCCAGUUGCACGUGACUGUUGAUCCUGUGUGGAGGUGACUUCCUUCGUCUGUGAUCCACAUUCUUUCACACACAGGACCAAACAGACAGAAAUACACGAUUGGUAAACAAACAAACUUGAGCGCAAAAGAAAAAAACAAAAAUAACGGAGGAGAAAAAUUGAUAACGAGAAAAUAGAAAAACAAAAACUGCGCUAAACUUUCCCGUGUGAUUUCCCAGCGCCUUGGAUGGUUCAAUGUUGAGAGAAAAAUGCCGGAAGAGCGCUAUUACAAUCCGCUCGACUGCCGGACAAGAUCCGCAGCCAUCACUGCCUUCGUCGUCGUUUAUCUUCUGUUCGCCACCGUCCAGCCUUCUGGUGGAUUGCCCCCAGUCAUCAAAAUCGGAGCCAUUAUGACCGAAGAGCAGCGCGGUAGCCAAACGGAGCAGCUUUUCAAGUACGCCGUAGAGAGAAUAAAUCGCGAUCCGGAGUUGCUACCCAACACGACCCUGAUCUACGACAUCCACUACGUCGACCGCGAAGAUAGCUGGCACGCAUCGAAGAAAGCCUGCUUACAAGUGCAACAAGGAGCGCACGCUAUAUUCGGUCCGUCGGAUCCGUAUCUUGGAGCUCACGUCCAGUCAAUUUGCGAUGCGCUGGAGAUUCCUCACCUUGAGGCCCGCUUAGAUAUGGACAGCGAAUACAAACCCUAUUCGAUCAACGUGUAUCCACCAAUAGACAUCAUCAACAAAGCCUUCAUGGACGUUAUGUUCUUCCUCAAUUGGACCAAAGUUGCCAUCAUUUAUGAAGAAGACCAAGGGUUGGUGAUGCUUCAGGAUAUGAUCCGCGCUCCAAUGGCCAAGCCCAUGGAAAUACUCCUUCGUCAGGCGUCUCCCGACACAUACAAGGACGUGCUCAAGGAGGUCAAAGCCAAAGAAUUCUACAAUCUUGUAAUCGACACCAGGCCGGAGAACAUGAAUUUCUUCCUCAAAGGGGUUCUUCAGCUUCAGAUGAACGAUUACAAGUACCACUACUUGUUUACGACUUUUGACGUGGAAAUAUUCGACUUAGAGGCCUUCAAGUACAACUACGUCAACAUAACGGCAUUCCGAGCCGUUGACAGCGAAUAUUUCCGUGUGAUGCAGACGCUCAAAGAGAUGGAACGGGUUCAAAUGCCCGGCUACAAUCAAUCGGUCAUCAAUCGAACUCGAAUCCUUCAGAUCGAGCCGGCCUUGUUUUACGAUUCGGUCCACGUUUUCGCUCAUGGACUGCAGGCGCUGGACCGCAGCUCUUCUCUUCGUCUGGCCAACAUGUCGUGUGACGAUGAAGUUCCAUGGAGUGACGGCUCCUCUCUAUUUAAUUACAUCAACGCAGUUGAAUACAGGGGAUUGACCGGUCCGGUGCAGUUCCGCGAGGGCCGCCGCACCAACUUCAAGUUUGAUCUUCUAAAACUGAAAUCCCACGCCCUCCUCAAAGUUGGCGAAUGGACGCCUCGAACCGGAGUCAAUCUCACCGACCCAGUGGCUUUCUUCGACGCUGGAACGAUGAACGUCACUCUCGUUGUCACCACCAACUUGGAGCGGCCGUACGUCAUGCUGAACCACGGUAAGAACUACACGGGCAAUAACCGGUUCUACGGCUUCUCAAUGGAAUUGCUGGACGAGAUCGCUCGCAUUUCCAAGUUCAGUUACAUCGUCGACAUCAAUCCGGAUGGGGCCUAUGGCGUCAAGAAUCCCGUCACCGGCGAAUGGAACGGCGUCGUUAAACAACUCAUGUCACACGAAGUGCCCUACGUAUUGCUUGCAUCUGGCUACAAUCUGACUGACAAUGAACGCUACGAAGGCUUCUGCGUUGAAUUGAUCAGAGAAAUCGCUCACUUGGUGGGAUUCAACUACACCAUUCGGCUAGCGCCCGAAGCCAAGUACGGCAUCUCUGAUCCGAAAACGGGAGAAUGGAACGGUAUUGUGCGGGAACUCAUGGAUCGGAAAGCAGACUUGGCGAUUGGUAGCAUGACGAUCAAUUAUGCGCGAGAGAGCGUCAUCGAUUUCACGAAGCCUUUCAUGAACCUCGGAAUCAGCAUCAUGUUCAAGGUUCCAACCAAGCCGCCAGCGCGUCUUUUCUCGUUCAUGAAGCCGUUGACGUUGGACAUUUGGCUCUACGUUUUAGUAGCCUAUGCUUUGGUUUCCAUCACCAUGUUCCUAGUCAGUCGAUUCUCACCCUACGAAUGGCACAAUCCAUAUCCGUGCGUCGCCGAUCCCACUGUCAUCCGCAAUCAAUUCAGUCUGGGCAACAGCUUCUGGUUCACUGUCGGCACGUUGAUGCAACAAGGUUCUGAUCUCAAUCCCAAGGCGGCUUCAACGAGGAUCGUGGGCAGCAUCUGGUGGUUUUUCACGCUGAUUAUCAUCUCGUCAUACACCGCCAAUCUAGCCGCCUUCCUCACCGUCGAGCGGAUGGCCUCCCCAAUUGAGUCGGCUCAGGAUUUGGCCGAGCAAAGGGAGAUCUCCUACGGGACCCUCGAGAGCGGAUCGACCAUGACAUUUUUCCGAGAUUCGAAAAUUGAAACUUAUCAAAAGAUGUGGCGGUUCAUGGAGAACAAAAAGCCGUCGGUGUUCGUCUCAACCUACGACGAAGGCAUCCGCAGAGUGCUGGAUGGCAACUACGCAUUCCUGAUGGAAUCGACAACGCUCGAUUAUUUUGUGCAUCGAAAUUGUAACCUUACCCAGAUAGGAGGCUUACUCGACUCGAAAUACUACGGCAUCGCUACGCCUAUCGGAUCUCCGUGGAGAGAUAGGAUUUCCUUGGCCAUUCUCGAACUUCAAGAGAAGGGCGUCAUCUACCAAUUGUACAGCAAAUGGUGGAAGAAUAAAGAAGAGGUCUGCAACAAAUUCCCUCAAGGCAAAGAAACCAAGACUACUUUGGGCGUCGACAGCAUUGGUGGCGUUUUUGUUGUCCUGCUGUGCGGAUUGGCCGUAGCUGUCCUUAUCGCCAUCAUCGAAUUCUGUUGGAAUUCGAAGAAGAGUGCGGCCUACGAACAACAAUCGCUAUGCUCAGAGAUGGCCGAGGAGUUUUGUUUUGCCGUCCGCUGUCGAGGAUCCGUCCAGCGUCCAGCUUUCAAAAGGAAAUGCUCCCAGUGCGUCACUCACUGCUCGUACUUGAGAGAAAUGGAUUCUCAUCACGUGCCGGUUCCCACAAACGGACUUUUAGCCGAAAAUUUCCGAGAAGAUUUCAGCACCGAGUACCAAACCGAAGGACUGUCCAAUAAUACCGUCGUUUGAAGAUAUAUUUCCGACUAUUUGAUCUAUUUAAGAUGAUCUCAAUUAUCGGGUUUGAAUAAACUGUUUUCCCUUAUUA